AUGACAACAACGUUGGAGAUCAGUGUGGUGUCCGCUGAAGGUCUCAACCAACACUCAUCAUUCUUCAACCGCAUCAGACCCUUCAUCACUCUCACCAAGCUCCCGGCGGACGUGCUCCACCACUACGACGGAGGAGGAACAGGGGACCACGUGUUCCGCGUCGCACUGGAUCCUACCUUCUUUUCCGACACAUAUUCGCGCCUCCACCUCCAUCUCUACAACAGGCGUCGCUUUGUCGGGCCCACGCUCCUCGGAUGGUGUCUGAUUCCGCCCACCGACAUUGCCUUCCCGCACUCUCACUCCCUACGGUACCUCAGUUACCGCCUACGGGCAAAAGACGGUUCCAGGACCCACCUCAUCCUCAACCUUUCCCUCCGCUUCCAGGGAUCCCUUUGUCACUCUGUCAUUGGGAUUCCCGUCACAGCGGUUCGCAAAUUUGGCGGCAGCAGUGGCACAAGCGCAAGUGGACACUGCAGCAUGGAGACCGAUUUUUAG
This is a messenger RNA of Sphenostylis stenocarpa, 495 nucleotides long. The record is from the annotation of a GenBank genome assembly. NCBI's taxonomy places the organism in Eukaryota, Viridiplantae, Streptophyta, Magnoliopsida, Fabales, Fabaceae.